AUGUCCUCAGAUGAUGGCAGGAGCUCGCCAUAUGCGUUUUGGGCGUUCUAUACGCUUUACAAGAGGUUGAACGGUACAGCUGCAGCUGCCAAGGUGUCUUUUGAUGAAGUAUGUGAGAAACUGUAUCCAGAUUAUCCAGUAGAUCCAAGCUCGAAUACUUCUUUGUUCGUGACGUGGAAGAAGAAAUCCAGAGGUAGCAGUGAGUACCAUUUGCGAGGCUGCAUUGGAACGUUUGCUCAACUUCCCGUGGUCAAGGGCAUCGAAAGAUACUCUUUGAUAGCUGCGUUGCACGAUAGACGGUUCUCUCCUAUCAGUGCUGCGGAACUGAACCAUUUGAAGUGCAGCUGCAACAUCUUGCACAAUUUCGAAACGAUUUACGAUGGGAAGGGCGAUAUCUAUGAUUGGCAGGUCGGGACACAUGGCAUCGAGCUCGAGUUCAGGAAUCCGCUCACCGGGAGGACUCUAAGCUCGACAUUCUUGCCCGAGGUAAUGCCGGAGCAGGGCUGGGACCAGAGGGAGACGUUUCUAAACUUGAUUGAGAAAGCUGGGGUGUCCACCGGUGUGUGUGGUCCUGCGGCCUUACUGCAGGACUAUGAGCAUUACUUCGUCAAGGUUAUCCGGUAUGAAGGCCGGAAGAGUGCUAUUACGUUCGAGGAGUUCGAGGAGAAACUAGCGGAGCUCGAGGCGUAG
Molecule: messenger RNA, 690 nt
Organism: Torulaspora globosa
Lineage: Eukaryota; Fungi; Ascomycota; Saccharomycetes; Saccharomycetales; Saccharomycetaceae
Exons: 1
Coding region: 1-690 (229 amino acids)
Source: RefSeq, a predicted model, not a curated record